Molecule: messenger RNA, 3977 nt
Organism: Bemisia tabaci
Lineage: Eukaryota; Metazoa; Arthropoda; Insecta; Hemiptera; Aleyrodidae
Gene: Ctr9
Product: RNA polymerase-associated protein Ctr9
Biological process (GO): regulation of DNA-templated transcription; transcription elongation by RNA polymerase II
Cellular component (GO): Cdc73/Paf1 complex
Molecular function (GO): RNA polymerase II complex binding
Source: RefSeq, a predicted model, not a curated record
ACGUAAGACGUCACAUUAUCUUUUCAGACGAAGCUUUUCGCUUUUCGGAAGUUCGCCGCAUGACUUCUGGUUUAAUUCUUUUGAGAGUGAAAAUGUGAAUAUUAACUUGUUGUCAACGACAUCCCCUUGAAAAUUUGCUGCUCAUCUCGCCUGAUUGCAUUUUUAAGUUUGCAAGAUGAGCGGUUCCAUUGAAAUACCUUUGAAAGACACAGACGAGGUAAUUGAACUAGACCUCGAUCAAUUGCCUGAAGUAGAUGAGGUACUGCAUAUUUUACGUCAAGAAAGUGUACAACUGAAUAUUUGGGUUAAAUUAGCGCUUGAAUAUUACAAAAAUGGCAAAGUACAAGCUUUUGUCAAGCUUCUGGAAAAUUCCCUCCAUGAAGCAAAUCAAAAUUAUCGAGAUUAUGAAAAGGAUCAGAUGGAAGCCUACGAUAAGCUCGCCGCAUUUUAUGUGGAUGAAGCUAAUAAGGAGAAAAAUAAAGAUAAAAAAAGGGAUCUUUUCACCAAAGCUACACGGCUUUACACCACAGCUGAUAAGAUCAUUAUGUACGAUCAGAACCAUCUUCUGGGACGAGCAAAGUUCUGCCUGUUGGAAGGUGAUAAAAUGGAUCAAGCUGAUGCCCAAUUUAACUUUGUUUUAAAUCAGUCUCCAAAUAACAUUCCGUCCUUGCUUGGGAAAGCUUGCAUAGCAUAUCACCGGAAAGAUUAUCGUGGUGCAUUAGCAUUCUACAAAAAAGCUUUACGUACAUAUCCAAAAUGUCCUGCCGAUGUGCGCCUGGGAAUGGGACAUUGCUUUAUUCGUUUGGGGAACCAAGAUAAAGCACGGCUUGCAUAUGAACGGGCUUUGGAGCUGAAUCCACAAUGUGUGGGCGCACUGGUGGCAUUAGCUAUUCUGAAGUUGAAUGCUCAAAGUAAAGAAGACAUUAAAGCGGGUGUACAAAUGCUUUCAAAGGCAUAUUCCAUUGAUUCAACCAAUCCUAUGGUUCUUAAUCAUUUAGCCAAUCACUUUUUCUUUAAAAAUGAUUUUAAGACAUUGCAGCAUUUAGCCCUUCAUGCUUUCCACAACACAGAAAAUGAAGCAAUGCGCGCAGAAAGUUGUUACCAACUGGCACGUGCGUUUCAGGCACAACAUGAUUAUGAUCAAGCUUUUCAAUAUUACUAUCAAGCAACACAGUUUGCCCCCAAUUACAUUUUAGCACAUUAUGGCUUAGGGCAGAUGUACAUUUAUCGUGGAGAUUCUGAAAAUGCUGCUCAAUGUUUUGAGAAAGUUCUUAAAGCUCAACCUGAUAACUAUGAAACAAAGAAAAUUCUUAGUAAUUUGUAUGCUAAUUCUACUAGUCAGUCCCGGCGAGACAUUGCCAAAGACUACCUGAAAAAAGUAACCGAAAAUUUCCCUGAUGAUGUUGAAGCUUGGAUAGAAUUAGCUCAAAUUCUAGAAUGCAGUGAUUUACAAGGCUCCUUGCAAGCCUACGGAACUGCCAUUCGCAUUCUACGUGAGCGUAAAGCUGAGUUGAAUGCAGAGAUCCCUGCAGAAAUUUUAAACAAUGUUGGCUCUUUACAUUUUCGCCUCGGCAAUCUUCAAGAAGCUGAAACUAAUUUUGAGGCAGCUCUUUCAACAGCAAAGCAAGAAGCUGAAAAAGCUGAAAUCGAACAUGAUACUCAGUACUAUAAUCUAAUGUGCGUAACGAUUACUUACAAUAUUGCAAGGCUAAGCGAGGCCUUAUUUCAGUUUGACAAAGCUGAAACAAUGUACAGAGCUAUUUACACAGAACAUCCUAACUAUAUUGACUGUUAUUUAAGACUUGGUUGUAUGGCCAGGGAUAAGAAUCAAAUCUCUCAAGCUUCACACUACUUCAAAACACCUUUAGGAAUUGACAAUGAGCAUCCAGAUGCCUGGUCAUUACUUGGAAAUCUACAUCUUGCACAACAAGAGUGGACCGUUGGACAGAAGAAGUUUGAACGUAUCCUACGUAACCCUGCAACCUCUUAUGAUUCAUAUUCUAUAAUAGCACUUGGUAAUAGUUGGCUGUCCAUCCUUCAGCAACCUGUUAGGAAUCGUGCCAAGGACAAAGAGUACAUGGAUCGUGCUCUGAAACUUUUCGAAAAGGUUCUUGAAAAAGAUCCCCGCAAUAUUUGGGCUGCUAACGGAAUAGGAGCUGUCUUGGCACGUAAAGGUUACUUUAAUGAGGCCCGAGAUGUGUUUGCGCAAGUUCGUGAAGCAACCGCUGAUUUUUGUGAUGUUUGGCUAAAUAUUGCUCACAUCUAUGUCGAACAAAAGCAGUACAUAGGAGCUAUUCAGAUGUAUGAAAACUGCAUGAGAAAGUUCUUCAGGUAUCACAAUGUGGAACUAUUGCAGUACCUAGGACGGGCAUACUUCAGAGCUGGGAAACUGAAAGAGGCCAAAAAAGUGCUUUUAAAGGCUAGAAGAGUUGCCCCUCAAGACACUGUAAUCUUGUACAAUAUUGCUCUUGUGUUGCAAAGACUGGCAACACAGAUCUUGAAAGAUGAAAAAUCCCCAUUAGAUGUUGUUCUUCAAGCAGUCCAUGAACUUCGCCUUUCUUUAACAUAUUUCCAGUAUUUAGCAGUGCAUGGUGAUAGAAUGUCUUAUGAUCUUGCUGUGGCUAGUCUAGAAGCUAGACAGUGUCAAGAUCUUCUCUCGCAGGCUGAGUAUCAUGUUGCAAGAGCCAGAAAAGUGGAUGAAGAAGAACAGAUGUUGCGUAAGAAACAAGAAGAAGAACGGCAAGCAUUCCGAUUGAAGCAGAUGGAAGAAAAGAAAUUGCAAGAAGAAAAGAUGAAGUCACAGUUGGAAGAGAUCAUUCAAAAACGACAGGAGUACAAAGAAAAAACCAAAAAUGCUCUCAUCUUUGAGCCUAUCAUUGAGUCCAAAAAAGGGAAAGGUAGAGGACGUGGACAAGGAGGAGAGGUGCUUGACAGCGACUCAGAUGCAAGUGCAAGAUCGAUUAGCCCAACAACUGGUGAAGCUAGACCCAAACCACCAAAACCCAAGAAACCCAGCAAAAGGAGUGAAAAGUCUGGCAAAAAGAAAGUCACCAAGCGGAGGAGAGAUUCAGGUUCUGGAGGUGAAGACAAACCCAAGCGCAAACGAGAGCGCAAGACUAAGGAACCAAAAGCCCCCAAAGGAAGUAAAAAGAAGGCCAAAGCUGAUGAUGGGCUCAGUGGCAAGCAAAAAAUGCGUAUUGUCUCAAAAGCUACUAUCUCGAGUGAUUCGGAUAGUAGUGACAGUGACAGUGGAAAAUUGAAAAUUGUUAGCAGUGGAAGUGAAACAGAUAAACCUAAGAGAAAGCGCGGAAGGACGGCAAUCAAGAGUCAGUCAAGAUCACGAUCAAGGUCUCGCUCUGGUUCAGGAUCGGGAUCAAGAUCUGGCUCUGGCUCUCGAUCAGGCUCAGGAUCCAGAUCUAGGUCAGGGUCCCGUUCAAGAUCAGGAUCCCGCUCAAGAUCAGGUUCUCGCUCAAGGUCUGGAUCCAGAUCAAGGUCAGGGUCACGAUCAAGAUCAGGGUCACGAUCAAGAUCAGGGUCAAGGUCACGCUCAGGGUCUAGAUCAAGAUCAGGGUCCCGUUCAAGAUCAGGAUCUCGCUCAAGAUCAGGGUCCCGCUCAAGAUCAGGAUCUCGUUCAAGAUCAAGAUCCCGUUCUAAAUCGGGUUCCAGAUCAAGAUCAGGAUCCCGCUCAAAGUCAGGAUCUAGAUCAAGAUCUGGCUCUAGAUCGAGGUCAAAAUCAAGGUCUAGAUCAAAAUCAAGAUCUAGAUCUAAGUCAAGGUCUAGGUCAGCCUCUGGCUCACGAUCAAGGUCUGCCUCCCCUGGCUGAGUGUAAAUAUUUAUGUAUACAUUAUAUAAUUUUUUUACACACCCUGUACGUCCUUAUCUCUGUAAUUUGAGGAGGAGAUAUUUGAGAAAAUGAGAAAUUUUGUAACUAGUGAUAAUAAAAUGAAUGAAUAAAGGUGUAAUUUGUAAUUAAAAAA